Messenger RNA from Hylaeus anthracinus, 5243 nucleotides. It is a transcript of the gene ckn, whose product is annotated as caskin-1. The record is from RefSeq and is a predicted model, not a curated record. The transcript has 7 exons. The coding region runs from base 748 to 2802 and encodes 684 amino acids. Gene Ontology annotation, biological process: axonogenesis; cell surface receptor protein tyrosine phosphatase signaling pathway. Gene Ontology annotation, molecular function: signaling adaptor activity; protein phosphatase binding. Lineage: Eukaryota; Metazoa; Arthropoda; Insecta; Hymenoptera; Colletidae. Gene Ontology annotation, cellular component: focal adhesion; axon.
ACUGUCGAUGAAAUAUGAAAUCAUAGUAUAAUAUUUCAUUGUUUUUUUAUUUGGACUAUUAUGACGUUAGCUCUUUGUAUUUUAAAUGUUGCGUAAUGUAGCAUUCCAAGUAGUAGGAUUUUUAGGUUAACUUCAUGAUAACAAUUUCGAACGAAACUAGAAGAAUUGGCAGACCGUUGGGUUAAAUUACCGAGAAACGAAUUGGAAAAAAAAACGAUAUCCAAUUGGGUUCCGAGACCUAAAUCCAUACAAGGAGGAGAUUUAUCGUUACCGAUCGGCCGAGCACUCUAACGGUGGCAUUCGAUACUAACCACGACAGUGCUACGUGCGAAGUCGCGACGAAGUAGUUUUGUACUCUGGUUCGGUCGUCGUUUCUCGUUUGCGUUCAUCCACUUACAAAAAUCAUCGCGUUUUCAGUGUACACAUUGUUUGGAGAAAGGGAAAUCGUUGCAGUCACAAUUAACAGUAUGUCGCUCCUCUUUGAAGGUAGUCUGUACCAUUCCACGUUAACGUAAUAGGAAAAGACGGUGUGUCGGAGGGCCAGGUUAUCUUCCUUGUCCAAGAAAAGUUUCGUCGGUGGACAAUGGCGCGGGAAUGUUGCGUUCCAGAAUCGACGUGUGCACGGCGUAGGUGAUGAUCGGUGUUUUUACAUGUGGUAUGGUGUUUAUAGUGAACAGGAAGAAUUACAUACCUUGCUGGAUUGACCAGCCCGACGUUUUUCGGAUACGAGCCGAGUCGUGAGCCGCCAUGAGGCGCAUUAGCGUUGGCGGCAUGAACCGGCCGUCCAAAGCAGUGACCCAGGCGAAGAAAGUGGCACCACCGGCUGUACCCGAUGUGUUUCGACAUUCAGGCUCCUCUUUUGGUUCCGCUGGAUAUGCAAGCAGCGAAGAUAGUUGUUUCCUGCCCGGAAGUGGAUCAGGCGGAACAGCGGACGAUGGCUCUUACGGGAUGCCAUCUGGAAAGAGUCCGGGACCUAUUUUCACUCAUACUGGCUUCGCCUUUCCACCAGUCGUGGGCAAAUAUGCUCAUGCUGAGGAUCAAGGAAUCGACAUGACUCAAAGCCCCGGUAGAGAUAGCCCAGGUAGUUCAGGAUCAGGUUCUGGCUCCAGGCAUUCUACCGCUUCGUUAGAUUCUGGUAGGGCCUCCGGUUAUCAUCUGGGUCCUAGAGGACCCGGUGCGCUUGCUUCGUCUCCCAGGUGUUCUAUAAGCUCGCUCGGCAGUCAUCCAGAUAGGCCAGCAGAUCUCGAUGUCGUUCAUGCUUGGUUGACUGAACUCCAGUUCGAGGAAUACUUUCAAUUAUUUGCUUCCGCUGGUUAUGAUCUUGCUACUAUAACGCGUAUGACGCCAGAAGAUCUGACGGCUAUAGGAAUUAAGAAGCCUAAUCACAGAAAACGUUUGAAAGCGGAAAUAGACAAUUUAAAUAUUGGAGAUGGAUUGCCAGAACAUAUUCCUGGUUCCUUAGAGGAGUGGCUUAGGCUUCUACGACUCGAAGAAUACCUCGGUGCUCUUCACCAACAGGGUAUGCGUUCGGUAGAAGACGUAACGACUCUUACUUGGGAGGAUCUUGAAGACAUUGGUAUUGUACGAUUGGGCCAUCAGAAGAAGUUAUUGUUGGCAAUUAAGAGAGUGAAAGAUAUUCGUGCCGGUAAACGUAUACAACCUUUAGAUCUUGCACGACUACCGCCGCAUCCUGGGCAAACACAGGACGUAGUUAUUCAACGAGGAGGUCCCGAUUUGCCGUCACCCGAUGAAGAUUGUUCAUCGCCUGUUUUGAGGUCCUUCCAGAGAGGAGGAAGCGAUACCACGUCCAACACUGCAUGGAGAAGUAUGUACGCUGCCUUGCCAGCUGAUUAUAAUAUUGUUGGACGUUCUGGUUCACGAGGAAAGUCCUUAGAAAGCUUAGAAGAUGCACCGCUUGGAUAUCCUCCAUCUCCAGCACCUUCUACGCACCCACAACCUAUUGAAUGGCGUCCACGCAGUUUCGAGGAUGGUGAUCUCACGCCUACAAACGACACUUCUAUUGUGGAAGCCGGUGGUGGAACUCUUCCACGUCCAAGACAUUGCCUUGUUCGUCCACGACCCAUAGCCAAGGUCACAGCAACUCCAGGGCAAUUCAAGUCACUACCAAGAGACUUCGAUAAUAAAUAUCAACUAACUUAUGGACUUGAAAGUAGUCCACAUCUUCCGAAGCGUUGUCCCCCAUCUCCUCCAAGACGCCAGAGUUCUAGAGAAAGUAGUUCUUCUGUCGUUGGUGUUGGUGGAUCGGGAGUUGGCGAUGUUGUAAUAGAUUGCAGCGGACCUGUACCAACUGCUUCUUGUGAGGAUCAUCAUAUACAUCAUCAUCAACAUCGUCACUUGCUUCAUCAUCCCUCACCUCCGCCACCAGCACCGGCACCAGCACCAUCAACUCCACCGCAAAUGAAUCGACCAUCUUCUUCCAUGUCUCGUUCUUGGGGUAGUGUUAGUGCUAAUGUGAACGAGGAACAUGAAUUAAUAGCGUCUCUCGCUUUGCAACAUCGUAAUGGUUCUGAUGCCAGCUUUAAGUCAAGUUCCAGUACAGAAUCUGAUUCAAUUCCUUUUGCAAAUGAAAACGCUGGGACGAUAAAGCAGAGGUCUGCACGAGCCCAAGAAUAUGCAAGUAACAACUCUAACAACAGUCUUCAGAGUCAUGUAAUAAGUCAUCAUUCCAGUGGUAGCGAACCUGCAGAUGUAUUGAACGACAUCGGAAAUAUGCUUGCAAAUCUCACUGAUGAACUUGAUGCCAUGCUCGAGGAAGAAAAACGUCAGGGUCUGAAUUCGUAAUCAUCAUUGUCUUCAUUAUCUUUUUUCACUUACGUUAAACAACGUUAUCACAAAGCAUAAAAUUUCGGCAAUAGAAGCGAUUAAUAGAAAUUGAUUUUCUACGCUGUGGCGUAUAUAGUAGAUCAUGCGCAAAUAAUAUUUGCAAAAUUAAAUAGAACGUAUCAUAUAUUAAUACGAAUUUUAAACUUUCCCGACUUCGCAACGAUCAUGUUAAAAUGAAAAUAUUCGGCGAUAGACAAACUUCCUACUACUUUUCAUUGCAUUAACCUACGACACACGUUAUAUUACACAAAAAGUAAUAUCCUGUUGUAAUUGUAUGAGUUAAUGUAGUGAAUCCCUCCACACUUUUAUGAUUUAAAUUUUAUCAGUUUUCUCUUAUUUCUUUCUUAAUUUUAUUUUUCCAUAGAAUCAAGCUUCUUAUUUUUCUAUCAAAAUAUUAUGAAGUUUCCAGAGACAUCUAAACGUUGCAUAAUCUUUGUGACCGUUGUAUUUCUUCAAAGUACUUAUUACGUUAUUCUUAUUCAAAUUCUUUUUCUUUUAGUCACACUGCUUGUAUCAAACGCGAUAUUGUGAUCACGAGUGAUUGCCUGCUUCAUAUGACGGGUAUUGGCAGCUGAGUUUUCGUGAUUUGACAAUAUAUACAUAGUUAUAUGGGAGAAAGUACAUUUAAAUAAAAAUACGUUUAAUAAGUAUGAUUAACAAUUAUGCCUUAAAAAUAAAACUACAAGCAACAUAAAUGUAGUUCAGGUCCAUACACUAAGCGUACAUUUUACAAUUACACAGCACAAAGACUGAUACUUCUUCUCUGGAAAUUUCAUUAAUAUCAACAUAUAUACAUUCCAGCUAAUAUAUUUCCUCUUCCACUUCCGUCCUUUGCUAAAACGAUAGCAUGUUAGAUCGGGACCUUCGUAACUGUUAGACAUUUUGAGGUUAGUAUGAUACGAAGAAGUAAAGUUCUGCAUCUCUUUUCCACAAUAAAGUACUUUGAAAAUAUAAUUCUUCCAAUACUGUCAAAGAAGGAUAUUACUGACUCAAAUUGUUUUGAUAAUGAAGCAUAAUUAUAUCUUUGUCUAUAUUAUGGUACAAUUUCUAUAAGAGUGUACGAUAGUUUAUAUGAAAAAAUUUACAUCUUCCAUUAUUUGAACUUCAAAAAAGUUCUCUUAAGACUGAGAACAAACCAACAUAAACAUUUGACUGCCAAUUGAAUUUUAAGAUAAUACAAUUUAAUACAGAAUCAUAUGCGCUGUAUGCCAAUUAACAUUUUAUAUUUAUUAUCCGUACUAAUAUAGUGAUGUAUGUAACUCGCUAUUGUUACAUGGUGCACAGAAGCAUGUGGAAGGUACACAACGUAUCCACAUAUACAUAUGAAAUCAAAGUAAUCGUAGUAGUGGAAUGUCGUCGAAACAAAGUGUUCGGAUACCCCUAAAUCCAAAUAUGAUGCUGAUAUGUACUGAGACUUGUGCAUAAAAUUUUAUGCAUAGACUUUAUUGUAGCAACGUGUGCGUGUGUGUGUAUCUGUGUACACACGCGCGCGUGCGGCGCGAUUACGUAUAUACAGAGUGUUCCAGUUGACAAUGGCCACAGAAGAACUUAAUAAAAACAAUUUUUUAUUACAAAUUGUUAAUUAUCUCCUUCAGUAGUGAUAUUAUGAAAAAAUGUUUUAUACGUAAUUUAAAUAAUUUUGAAAGGCCUUGCUAAGACCUUUUCUUUCAAGUGUCAUAUAUUCCAUAUUUUCAGAUUUUUUAAGAUACAGUUUACUGCAAAGAUCUGCGCAGGUAUCUUUUAAUAUGGAGACGCAUAUUUUUAUCAAGAAUCAUAAUUUCGAACAUUUAAAAAUCGUAUUAUUAAGCUUGAAUGCAUAUCGACGUUAAAUACAAUAUAUAAAAAAAUAUUUACUUUAUGUAAAAGAAAGUAUGUGACCUUCAAAUGCCUAGAAAACAAUCAAUUGCAUUAAAAUAUUUGUAUAUCAUAUUCGCAUUUUUAAACUAUUCAAAUCACGUGUGAAACAAAUUUCCAUAUUAUUAUAACUAAAGAGGAUAAUUACGAUGCCUGUGUGGAGUUGGACACCUUGUAUAUUUCUAUACACACAUUUGUAUGUGAUGAUCCCAGAUGUCAAUGUGCUCGAAUGUUCUUCAAGGUUUCAAGUGUUUGAAAUCUAUACAAUAUUCAUUCAUUCUUGCUAUCCUUUAUGUUAUCAUAUUUCUUCAAGAACAUUUUGCAAAUCUUUAUAACGCACUUUCAAGAAUAUUCUGUAUCUUUGGUUUGAAUACAAAUAUUUUAUCUUUCAGUUCAUAUAUCGACCAUCGGAUCCUCAUAUAUAAAUGCAUACAGUGUUACAGUGGGACAUUAUAGUAAUUAAAUGUUUUACAUUCUUUAAGUAGUAUGAACUUGUUGUUGUCUCUGUACGAAUCAGUUUCAUAAUUAAAACGUAAACAAAUGCA